This is a messenger RNA of Aspergillus caelatus, 1586 nucleotides long. RefSeq lists its product as uncharacterized. The transcript has a single exon. The coding region runs from base 592 to 1449 and encodes 285 amino acids. The record is from RefSeq and is a predicted model, not a curated record. NCBI's taxonomy places the organism in Eukaryota, Fungi, Ascomycota, Eurotiomycetes, Eurotiales, Aspergillaceae.
AUUUGAGGGGUCCUAGAAAUAUACUUAAUAUGUCUGCAGGGAACUCAUGAUUUGAAAUUGCUAUUAGAGUACCUGGCCUACGUUGUUUCUUUUGGACCAUGGUGCCUGGACCAGGAGCAUAGCAGCAUGAAUAAACAAUGAAGGGAUGCAUCGCGUUAUCCCACAGCUACUGUACCUAGCAAAUCGGUUGAACCCACCAUCUCGCGCAGCUUCUAUUAGCUGAUGCAAUUGGCCAUGCAUCCCCACCGAGUAGAUCGGCGGACUGGCCAGGUGUACUCAGAGAGGACCUCAACUCGGGCUGGGGCUUACUCCAAAGGUCCGUCUUGGGUCCAUGAGACGCCCUUUCUUCCUAGAGGCUGGGAGGAAACAAGUGAAAUUGGAGCACCCACACUGAAGCACUCAGCAAUGAGGCAAGUUCUAUCAGAUCAAAGGAAUCUGACUCCACAGUUGUUUGCGAAUAUACCAUGGCCGAUUGCCAGUUAUCUAUGGGACUGCCUUGGGAGAAGGUAAGCCACCUUGUCGGGUCUGGAAAUCGAAAAUUACAUUCAUGCUAAAUCACCGGGUAAACACAGUCGCAAACGAACCCUCUACAUGUGGAAACUGUUGGCAACCGCGUACCCGGUCGAAUUCCGGCAAACCUCCCAGUACCGGUCAAUGAAGAUCGAAGGGCCCAGACUGGCUAUGCGAGACUAUCUGGAGCUGGUGAAGAGCGAUUCCCUGAAAUGGCAGUUGGUGCUAAAUUUGGCUACUUCGUUCGCCAGAGUGCCUGAGCUAGUGGGCAUAUCUAACAUCAGGAACCUUGCUGCAUUGGAAGUUGCCACGCCUCCACAUGUUGAAACCCCUGAAUACGAUACUGAGACGCCCGUGAUGGCGCUAAGUGAUCGUAUCAUCCGAAGUUGGAGUGAGCUAGCGCACACCUCGGGUGCAUUCUCACACCUUCGAGUUCUCAAAUUAUGUCAUCAGGACCUGUCGGGUGUUGUAUUGCGUUAUCUGCGCACGUUCCCAUCCUUGCAAGUCAUUGUUGCGUAUGGCUGUCCAGGUAUCCACUCCAUGUUCAUGGAUGGCUUGGAGAUAGACGGAUGGGAGUCUCGACCGGGUCAAGAAGAUAAGCCACCGGCACUCUACGAAUUAUAUCAAACUAGCCUUGCCAAUAUGGACGGAGAACCACCUGCUUUGGACCAGGGGAGUCCGAUUCUGGAUUUCCAGAUAGGCCAGACUAUUCAAGAAUCCACAAGAGUGCCCACAAUCGCAAAAAGUCUAUAUUUACAUCGCACGAAGGCGGCAAAUCGGGUACCCACCGAGAACUCGGCACUACAUAAACCGACGAAGAGGCCUAGGGAAGAGGUCUCGGCCUCCGGUGAACGUCAGAGGCGGUCGGGGCCGAAGAGGGCUGUUAUGAGAGACCGCAAAGCCAAGGACCUCGGAGAAAUCUUGGGGAAUUUCCUGUAAGCGAGCGGCCUGCAGGAGUGUGGGAGGCCAGAAGUGGGCUUAUAUGCAAACGUCACUGCAGGCGGGAUUGGCACGGGUCACAAUGAUUGGCCAUUGAUCCUUGAGGGAAUGUUCUACGUAAAGAAAAUCGAAGUACG